CGACGAUGGCCAAAGACAAGAAGAAGGACAAGGCCGCUCUGAAAGCGAAAAAGGCAGAGAAGGCAAGCAAGAAGUCUGCCAAAUCAGAAAAGAAGAAAUCUGCAAAGAACAAAGAUGAUUCAGACGUCGAAGAUGAGGCUGACCUUGAUGCAAUUCUCGCCGAAUAUCAGAAGCAGCAGGAGCAAUUCUUGAAAGUCACCGAGACACCUUCCGAACCACCCUCGCCGAGAUCAUCAGCAACUUUGGUUGCCUCGCCAAGCAACAGCAGCGAGCUGUUCCUCUUCGGUGGCGAGUAUUACAAUGGAGCACUCGCUCACUUCUUCAGUGAUCUAUUCGUCUACAAGAUAAAUCAAGACUCAUGGCGGAAGGUCACAUCGCCGAACUCUCCUCUUCCUCGCUCAGGCCAUGCUAUGUGUCAGGGUGGAAAUAGUGGCGGGAUUUAUCUUUUCGGGGGAGAGUUCUCGAGUCCAAAGCAGGGCACGUUCUAUCAUUACAACGACUUCUGGAAACUUGAUCCUGCUACCAGAGAAUGGAUGAAGCUCGAAGGUAAAGGAGGGCCGCCCGCUCGGAGUGGUCACCGCAUGACAUACUUCAAGAACUAUAUUGUUCUGUUCGGAGGCUUCCAGGAUACGAGUCAGCAGACAAAAUACUUACAGGAUGUGUGGCUCUACGAUACACAGCAGUUUAUGUGGCAUCAGCCAGCGCUACCACCCGCUUCGGGGAAACCAGAUGCCCGAUCAUCGUUCACUCUGCUGCCGCAUGAGAAGGGAGCCAUGCUAUUUGGAGGCUACUCUAGAGUCAAAGCAUCCGCCGCAGUGAAGUCCAAGGGGAACAAGCCUGGCUCUUCGCGAGUGAUCAUGAAGCCAAUGGUGCAUCAAGAUACUUGGUUUCUGCAGAUCACGCCGCCUGCGGCUGAUGCUCCAGCCAAGUCACCGCCUACUGUCAGAUGGGAACGACGGAAACGUCCUGUCAACGCUCCCAAUCCGCCAAGGGCUGGUGCGACAAUGACAUAUCACAAGGGUCGAGGGAUAGCAUUCGGUGGCGUGCACGAUGUCGAAGAGAGCGAAGAAGGCAUGGACAGCGAGUUCUUCAACAAACUCCACGCGUACAACAUCGAUCGCAACAGAUUCUUCGAGCUUGGUCUGCGAAGACCUAGAGCGCCUGGCAAGAAAGCCGUGGCCAAUGCCGACCGUGCCAAGCGUGGACGAGGCAAAGCAGAUGAAGAGGAACUGCUGCGAAAUUUGGCGCUCAUUGAGGGCAAGGGAAAGCUCGACGAUGACGAUGAAGCUAUUCGUGGCAGUCCCGCAAACAACAGCGAAGAUGAGGAUGAGCCAGCGAAGAUCGAGAAACCCACAAUGUGGGAAAUGCCGCACCCAAGAUUCAAUGCUCAGCUCACGGUACAAGAAGACACGCUCUAUAUCUUCGGCGGCACAUUCGAAAAGGGCGAUCAAGAAUAUACCUUUGACGAAAUGUGGUCUAUCGAUCUCGGCAAACUCGACGGCGUAAAGGAAGUCUUCAAGCGCGAAUUACAAGACUGGCAAGGAAGCGAUGACGAAGAAGACGACGAGGACAGCGAAGAAGACGAGGACGACGAAGGUUCAGAUGACUCUGAAGGAGAGGACGAGGGCCCAGCACCAAGCACACCCGCCACAUCCGUCUACAGCGAAUCUGUGGCUCCAUCGGCGACGAUCAACGAUGAGCCCGAAGAGCAAGAUUUUGCCACUGCAGAAAAGGAUACUUCGCCUAUGCCCCGCCCCUUUGAGUCUUUGCGCGAGUUCUUCUCUCGCUCGUCAACUGAAUGGCAAGAUAUCGAGCUCGAAGCCAUGAAGUAUAUGCGCAACGUUGAGAACAGAUCUGUGAAGGAGAUCCGGCAGAAAGCUUUCUCAAGAGCAGAGCAGAAGUGGUGGGAUGUGAGAGAGGAGGUCCAAGCUUUGGAAGACGAACAGGAAGAAGCGGGUAUUGGAGAAGUGGUGAGCUUGAAGGAUAGGGGUGGGGCGAACGCGGGUGGAGAAGGUGGUGGAGUAGGGAGGAGGAGAUGAGGCAGCCUCAACAGGUAGUAGACCAACGGCGAAACUUGGACUUUGAUGGGCUCUUCGUACUUUUCUGCCACUUUUCCUCCUUCGUUGGUCAUGCCUCUGUGCUGUAGACGCCCGUCCUGCCUGCAACUCGCACACAGUCUCCACGACCUUCUGCAUUACACUAGUUUUCAGCAAACGCCCAAAUUCGAACAUUCCCACAUAGCGUCAUUAGAUGUGCUCCGAUUUGACUCAAAACACACAAGCAUUGUAAAAUACGUACUGGGAUCCCAUAAUAUUGCCACCGGACCUCUCAGGACGAAGACCACGUCGUCACCGUCAGUCCCACCACUUAUUGCUCACGUAACCCUAAGGCCUUGGCAUCACCGGAAGUCCAAGGCCAAGCACAAACAACAGCAAAGUCAGCGACACCGUGACACGCCAAGGUUAGAACAAGCCAACCGAGACUGAAACGAAGGGCAACCAAAAAGUGGAGUCUUGAUCACAACACGAAAACCACAUUUACAUUCGACGAUAACAAGCACUAUGUACCA
Cercospora beticola is the source of this 2569-nucleotide messenger RNA. RefSeq lists its product as uncharacterized. The record is from RefSeq and is a predicted model, not a curated record. Gene Ontology annotation, molecular function: protein binding. NCBI's taxonomy places the organism in Eukaryota, Fungi, Ascomycota, Dothideomycetes, Mycosphaerellales, Mycosphaerellaceae.